CUCGUGCUCGGGGUGGCAGCUGCGGGAGCAGGGGGUGGCGUGGAGUAGUGGCGCGCUCGGGAGGGUGCGGAAUACGCGUCCGUUGUCCGUGAGUCUGCAUCCGUCCCGCUCACAACUCUUCCUCGCCGCGAGGGGCGUGUCUCGGACUGCUCUCCCCGCGUAAGUCCCGCGCGCCGCUGACCGCGGUGUCGUCCCUUGAAGGGCCUUUUACGGGUCCCUGCAGCCCCUCCGAGGGCAGUGGGGUUGCACGUCCGUGUUGUGUCACUGAGGAUGAGGAGUGUCCCUGUGCCCAGUUGAGCUUGCAAAAUGGUUGACUACUACAGAAUCCUGGAGGUGUCACGCACUGCGUCAACUGCAGAGAUAAAAAAAGCGUAUCGGAAACUUGCACUGAAAUGGCAUCCAGACAAAAACUUAGAUAAUCCGGAGGAAGCAGGACGGAGAUUUAAGGAAAUUUCCGAAGCCUAUGAAGUCUUGUCAGAUGAAUCCAAAAGGAAAAUUUACGACAGGAGAUUGAGAUCAGCUGAUAGACCCAAUCCCUCUACGAAGCCCUCAGCACGACCUUUUGCAGCUUUUCGAAACUAUUUUGAAUCGCCCUUUCAUCGUUUCUUUGAGAAGAAACGUCGUGUUUAUGACCAGUACGGCAAAGAUGGUCUCUUUGCCAACGACAGACCACGACGUCCUCGUCAUCAUGAAGAUGAAUUUGAUGUCUUUGGUGGCUUCCCCUUCAUAUUCCGUAAUCCUGAGGAUGUGUUCAGGGAAUUCUUUGGUGACUCACCAUUUGCUGCCGACUUUGGCAUGAAUGGUCACUCCCACCAUCGUUCAAGAAACGGGCAUCAUCGGAAUUCACAUCCAUCAAGCCAUUCGUUGAGGCCAUUCUUUGACCCUUUCAAUCUCUUUGAAAGUAUGGUACCUGGUGGAAACUCUCUAGGUGGUUCUUACACAUCAUUUACCACUGCCUUUUCAACCAUGGGCAAUGGUGUACCAACAAAACAGACAUCUACAUCAACAAGGUUCAUAAAUGGAAAGAAGAUUACCACCAAAAAAGUCAUAGAGAAUGGGAAGGAGACAGUGGUGACCUAUGAAAAUGAUGUUCUUACAUCUAAGACUGUUAAUGGAGUAGCCCAAGCCAUUGGUUACAGUUAAAUGGAUUAAGCUGUUAUUUUGUUGAAAAAAUAUUUGGAACUGCAUCUAAUGGCCUCUUCUGCCCCCUGUUCCACCAGUCAUUAUGUACUAUCUGAAUACCAUUUAGCAUCAUAGAAAAAUUUAAGUUAUGACUUGAUUUGAUCAGUAAAAUGGCUGUUGGCAUUUUGUGGCAAAAUUAUGGUCCUUGACAGCUCUUAUUGUUGAACUGUAAGCUGUUGUUAACAUGUUAACAUGUAGUUAAAAGUGCUUUAUUACCUUUAUUAUCAGUUUUAAAAAAUUGCAAUUGUUGCGUGUUGUUGGAUCUCAUCAAUGCUACCUACUGCCUCUUACCAUCAAAUUACGUACAGACUGAAGAGUACAACUCUGAAAAAUUGCAGUGAGAUGUGGUUAUGGUGUGUGAGUUAUUUGAUAGUGUAAGAAUGUGUGAAACCACUUGAGUGGCUGUUAAAUUGUAUUGUGUAUAAUUACAGAGCUAGAUUCUGCAAAGAAUUUUUCCGGUCUGACUUGUGUGCAUCUGGUACCAUGUGUCAGAGGACAGUUAUUGAACACGAACAUAGUAUAAUCUACUUUACUUGUGUGUUUAAUUUUUAAGUGAUUAUCAUUUAUGGCUAUAUCUAACUAACUCAGUUAGCUCUUUUUUUUUUUCAUGUACCACUGUUUUUCAGAAUUACUUUGAACUACAAUUUUACAGGGUUCAGGAAAAUUAUACCACAUAUAUGUAUCUUCAUUUGUGGAAGGUUUGAAUUUGAAUGAGAACGCAAAAAGUUAAGAAUUUGGCAAACCUUGAACCUAUUACUUCAAACUUGUGGGCAGAAAUUGAAUUUUGUAGGAAUGUUUUAAAAAGAGCAGAAGUGGACUACCAUAUCUUUUGUUUGGGUUUGGCUGAAUUCUCUUGAAAAGAAUGUCAUAUCUACUAACUACUCUUUGUUACACUUACAGAGACCCUUUUUGUGUAGUUAGUAACUGUUUAGGUUUGACCAUUUCAUACAACUAAUUUUUGACACAUUCCAUUGAUAUCUAGUCUUAUGGUCCUCCUGUAUUGGUUUUCCAUCGAACUAUGCUGCUUUAAUAUUAACUGAACUAUGCUAAGCUCAUAUAAAUUAUGAUGUUGGUCAUUCAACUGCUAAACAUUAAACUUGAAGUUCUCUGAAGUAUGUAUACCUUGAAGUGUGAUUUGGUCUAGAGUAAUGUAUUUUUUACUUGCAUGACCAGGAUUCUUUGCAUAUAAGUACAGAUCAGUGACUCGUUUUUCUUUCAAAUUCUAACACUGAUUUUGUUAAAUUGUUGUAAGGGUUAUUCUUUGUUCAAAGAGUGUUAGACAAAAUAUAUACCCUGUUUACAAAAACUUGUUGUGAUUAUUGUUGACAUCAAUCAGUCCUAGCUCAUUACAACUGUGGUCUGUGUGAAUCCUCAAUUUUGUUGUAUAUUUUUGCAUCUUGUUUAGGAGAGCUAUCUUUAAGUCUUGCUACAUUUUUUUGAUGAUUGGUUUUUGUUUUAAAUUUUGUCUGGAAUCAAUAUCAUAAUAUUUUGAAGAACUGGUAACAAAAUUUGCUUUCUAUUUUAUUCGCUAUCUUUCAGAUUUGCUAUUUAAAUGUCUCCAGAUGUCAGUAAUGUAUUCCAGAUGAAUUCAUAUAGAUUUUGUGAGCAAGUCUAAUCUUAUCCUUCAGCAUUUAAGAACAUCUUUUCAGUUAAAAUGUUGUCUGUGGGAGCGUAUGUUUGUUCUUAAGUCUAAGAGUCAGUAAUUUUAAUAUUAUCCGUUUGUGUUACAUUGUAUCUAUUAAUGACAUAGUUGAUUUGUUUUCUUAAGCAAAACAUUGUAGUUGUAUUUACUUGGUAGGAACAUGUCUUGUGGUGGUGUUCCAGAUGUGCCAUUUUUAACCAAGGUAUUGUUUUCUAUUACAGUUUUCUGCAUCCUAUAUGCUCUGAAUGUACACUGACAAGCACCUUUUGUUUAUGUGUUAUAUUCAUUAUUCAAUUGUUUCAAAAGCAUUUUUUCAUAGCCAUUUUUGUUUCAAAUAUCAUGAAUCAUUAGUGUGAAGUGUCGGUCAAAUAAACAAGUCAAAUGUCAAA
Molecule: messenger RNA, 3213 nt
Organism: Frankliniella occidentalis (western flower thrips)
Lineage: Eukaryota; Metazoa; Arthropoda; Insecta; Thysanoptera; Thripidae
Gene: mrj
Product: dnaJ homolog subfamily B member 6-B
Exons: 7
Coding region: 307-1143 (278 amino acids)
Molecular function (GO): Hsp70 protein binding
Source: RefSeq, a predicted model, not a curated record